Molecule: messenger RNA, 1941 nt
Organism: Mytilus trossulus (common blue mussel)
Lineage: Eukaryota; Metazoa; Mollusca; Bivalvia; Mytilida; Mytilidae
Exons: 1
Coding region: 1-1941 (646 amino acids)
Molecular function (GO): catalytic activity
Source: RefSeq, a predicted model, not a curated record
AUGAAAAUAUUUACUUUGAUUAUAGCAGUGACUCUGAUAUAUAACAUUGGACAAUCCAUCUUCAAUGAAAAAUCAUGGGACCAUCGUCAUUUACUUACAAAUCUAUUAAACAACAAAUGGUCAUCAGCAGGCCGUAAACAAAUGACAUUACCUGUUAAGCCAAAAAAGAACUAUCCAAUGACAAUAUUAAUUCUCCUCCUUGCAGGGGAUAUAGGGCAAAACCCUGGACCAAGAACAAAACAACAAAGUAUCUACCCAUGUGGACUUUGUGAACACCCAGUCACAUGGAACUGCGAAGGAGUAUGCUGUGAUGACUGUAACAUCUGGCAUCACAAAACAUGUAUAGAACUAUGUUCUGCAGACUACGACCUACUGCAAAGAUCUAAUGUACAAUGGCUAUGCUGUAAAUGUGAAAGCAUCAACGUUUCUACUUUCACUUCCCACAGUUACGAAUUGAACACUUCAAACUAUUAUGAUCCUUUAACCCACAACAGCACAUUCGAAUCAAUUACGUCAAAUGCAUUUAGUCCACUUAAAGCCAGCAGUCCAAAGGGAAAUAAUUCAAUUAAUAACAACACAUCAAAGAGUAAUAAGAGCAAAAACAGAACAAACAGCAGCAACCUAUUCAAUAUACCAAAGAAACAAAACUUAAGAAUCCUUACACUGAACUGUAGAAGCAUCAAGGACAAGACAUCUGAAUUUUCAGCUGCAAUCAAAUACAUCAAACCUGACAUCAUCUGCGGCACAGAGUCUUGGCUGAAAGGAGAACAUCCUGGAAAAAACCCAACUAAAGAUGCAAUUAAAUCUAGCGAAGUUUUUCCAGAAAACUACACAGCCUACAGAAAUGAUCGAGGAACACUGGGAGGCGGUGUUUUCAUCCUUGUACAAAACGACAUUAUUGUUAUUGAAAAACCAGAGUUUGUAACAAAAUGUGAGAUAGAAUGGGCAAAGAUACAAAUGAAAGACAAAAAAGAUCUCACAAUAGGCUCAUUCUAUAUGACACACAGAAACAUGGAACACAUAAAGGAAUUAGAUAAAUCAUUAGACCAUAUUUCAAACAAAAAUCAAACCAUCAUGCUAACUGGAGAUUUCAACUGCCCAGACAUAAACUGGAAGACCAUGUCAGUAAACCAAAAUGCACAAGACAAGGAAAUCCAAAUAGCUCUAAUGGAAGUUAUCAUAUCACACUCACUAACACAGAUGCACGAAACACCAACAAGAGGCAAUAACUUACUGGACAUAGUGCUGACUUCAAAACCGUCACUCAUCAAAACAUCCUCUAAUGCUCCAGGAAUAUCUGACCACGAUAUGUUUGUAACAGACUGCGAUACAAAACAACAUUAUCAGAGUAAGAAGCCACGCAAAUGCUACAUAUACUCCAAAGCAAAAUGGGAAGAUCUACACAAAGACCUGACUAUCCUUUCAACCAACAUCAUUGAAAUGUACCAUUUAGGCGCCACAGUACAGGAAUUAUGGGACAAGUUCAAGACAGACCUUUAUUCGAACCUUGACAACCAUAUACCAUCAAAACUCAUUCGAUCUAAAACCAAUCUACCCUGGAUCAAUCAUAAAAUCAGGAAAAUGUUUAAAAAGAAAACAAGGCUAUAUCAACAGGCAAAGAAAACCAACAACUGGACCAACUACAGGCAUUUCCAAAAAGAAUGUAAGCGGCAAAUCAGAAAAUCUGAGAAUAACUACAUUAAUACCACAAUCCUAGAAGGGCUAGAAAACAACAACUCAAAACCAUUUUGGAAAUAUGUAAAAUCAAGGAAACAGGACAACAUAGGAAUAGCACCCCUUAAAAGCAAUGGACACCUAAUCAAUGACAGCAAAGGGAAGGCAGAAUUACUGAUCGAACAAUUCAGUUCAGUAUUCCCAAGAGAUAAAGACAAAACUCUGCCAACAACAUCAAAACACAUAAAACGCACAAUACCUCCAUAG